Molecule: messenger RNA, 4585 nt
Organism: Pseudo-nitzschia multistriata
Lineage: Eukaryota; Bacillariophyta; Bacillariophyceae; Bacillariales; Bacillariaceae
Source: the annotation of a GenBank genome assembly
GAUAUAAUUGGUACAAGUACGUAUUUGUGAAUGACGGUUCGAAUCUAAAGCGUGCAUGCUUCGACGGAGAUGCGAUUACUCGUUUUUGAUAUUUUUUUGUGUCAAUAAUUCAGGUUGAUGAAAUCACCGGCCAACAAAAAAAAACAUAGAGGAAUCAUUAAGAAGUUAUGUAGAAUUUUGUGCAGCACUACUCGUAUCGCCCUGGUACCGUAUUUCACGAGAAAUAUCAUUCAAUGGUUACGUAAGCAGAUGGUUGGGUAGUUCUGUCUUUGCAACGGAGUAGCUACUCGCCGAGGGCGUGAUGCUCCUCGAACUUGAACCGCAGGCACUCCAAUAGCUCCGAAAAUACAUUAAUGGCAUUGAAGGACAAAAACGAAGCAUCAAUCGACCUUACUGUACUUUAUAACUUCACCUUUCCUGAGGUCACCCUCCAUAACCACAUCUAUCAAGAUGAUGUCCUAUUUAAUGCAAUCAACAGCCCCUACUUUAGAGGAAGGAUGCCUUCUGGUUUCUCGCAUUCCUUUGAAGAGAAUGGGCAUAGAACAUAUUGAGACUUAUAGUUACAAAUGCGAUAUACUCUCCAAUAGUAACCUUCCCAUACCGAGUGUGAAUAUACUCAGCGACAUCGAUGACAGAUCAGUUGAAAACACCAACGCAAAUGGAUCCAAGGAUGAGCGGGCGAGCUGCAACAUGGUGACUUUAGCUACAUUGAGCACACAUGAGGGUCUACCAUUCAGAGGUGGCUACGAGGAGGCGCUUGCAGUGCGCCUUGCGAUCAAGCAUCUCAACGAUGGCGAUGGAUCACUCAUAAAGGAAGUAGAAGGACUCGAUAAAAAAUGCAACAUUGACUUCAACGUGGACACCAUCGAUACCAAAUACAAUCCGGGAGAAACAUUGCAAUCAGUUGUUAAACGCAUUGAGUCGGACUCACUAGGUCCACCAUGUGUCUUUCUAGGUGCACAGCCAAGCUUUGUUACGGGACCAGUGGCCGCUCUUGUCAACAUGUAUGGAUACCCACAAAUUAGCAGUGAGAACGUCGCACAAUUGACGCGCCAAAGUGUAGGGCGACCGUUGCUAACCAUCAACUUUCCAGACGAUGUGACUACUACCAAAGCCUUUGUAUGGUACUUAAAAAAAAAAAAAAUAAAACAUCUGGCUGUGCUUGUCGUAAACGACCAAUAUGGACUCGGCUUUUUGGACAGACUUCAAAGACAAGUAGCGAUUGAGAAAGACGUAUUGGAUGUAAAGCCAUUCUAUCUGAAUGUUGACGGAUCGAAUUUGGAGGAAACAAUGAUUGAUAUCAGAAAUUCAAUGUAUCGGUUCAUACUUUGCCUUCAACAUGGAACUCUGAUUCGUGUUCACACUAUGAUGAAGAAUGCCGUACAGAACAACGUGGCCGGAAACGGCAAACAUAAUUGGUUUUUCAUUUACGACCUCCCCGAAGAACUAUUUGACUCUAUUCAAAACGAUUUCAGUCUCUACAAAGCCUAUCAUGGAGUUGGUUUUUUUGGUCCCGCUGGUGGAAAACCCUCGUCAAAUCAUGACAGCCCGUCGUUGUACGAAUCCUUCCACAAGCAAUUACUAGCCCUCAAGGAGGACGAAGAGCUCAUUUCGUCCCUAGUGGCGGAUAAUGGCAAUACAAGUCCGCCCACUCAGCGUAAUGAAACGAUACAAUUUCUACUCAACGACGAAUCUUUCUUAGAUUUGCCCUCGCGUGACAUGUUGCCGUACCUCUACGAAUCUGCAAUUCUUGCCGGUUUGACUGCAUGUUCUACUGCCAGAGAUGGUAUUCAUCUUACUGGUAAAGAAUUCAACAAGGCAGUGCGAAAGAAUAAUUUUCAAAGUAUAACAGGGCACGUUCGUUUUGAUGCCAAUACGGGCAGAAGGUGUGAUAAUAGUACCUACUUCUCAAUGGUGAAUCAUAUCGGGAAACAUUAUGAUUACUUCGAUGACUCCAACACUUCGCACAGCGAAGGUCGUUUUGACUUUGAGUGGGUGACAACAGACGUAUUGAAUGAAGGCAAGUGGGAAGAAAUCGCGCCCUUUACGUACAGUUCCAAUUCUACAGACCUACCCGACGCCGUCGAACCCUUUGAGGAAAAGUCGGAAGUUAUGAGUAGCGGAUUCAAAGUUUUCGCUUACGUAUUAUGCACUGUAUCGGUUACCAUAUCCAUCGGCCUUGCUAUCUGGACCCUGAUCCACCGCAAGGAAAGAAUUAUCAGGGCUUCCCAACCUUUUUUCCUGCUCGCAAUAUGCUGUGGAACAAUACUCCUUGCGGCAACAAUCAUCCCAAUGACUUUCGAUGUCGCUCCAUCUCACUUCAUGAACGAGAAUGGAGAGUUCUACGACGUCUCAGAAAGGAAUUGUAGAGAUUGGAAUGUGAUUGAAGAAGAAGAAAAACAAUGCGUCGAGAUGCCCCAAAGCACCGACGACCGAAUGAUGUUUGCUUGUACCUCUAUAGUUUGGCUCGCAACGAUUGGUACUACUAUAAUUAUUUCUGCUCUUGCAACGAAAACUUAUAGGCAAGUGAAAUACCUCCUGGCUAUAUCGUUUUGACAUUAUCAACACCUUUCUCUAACCAUACUUUCUGCUUCAACGUUGGUUAUAGAAUCAACAAAAUAAUGCAGGCUGCAAAACGAUUUAAACGUGUCCAAGUCAGAGUUCGAGAUGUCGUUUGGCCCAUGGUCGCAUUUUGGUUUGUGAAUGUUGUGAUUCUGAGUCUCCUCACCGCGUUUGAUCCGGUCCAUUACGACGUAGUGGCAGUAAAUUUCGAUGCCUUUGGUCGACCUUCGACUUCUAAUGCAUACUGUGACUUCAAUGUAUACAAUCACUCGAAGUAUUUUGCCCCUAUCAUUUUAUUGAAUAGUGCAGUGCUGUGGUUUGCUCUGUACCAAUCGUGGCUGGCGAGAGACCUUUCCACCGAGUUCCAAGAGAGCGAGCAUAUAUACAAAGCCGUUAUGGUGAUGCUUGUAGUUACGUUUGUCGGGAUGCCAGGGGUGUUUAUUGCUAGAAGAAACCUGAAUGCAAAUCUAUUUCUUGGCAGCGCCGUCAUCUUUGUGAUGUGCAUCUCCGUCUCGUUGAUGCUCUUUUACCCAAAGAUACGAUACAUCCAUGGGACAGAAAAUCAACGCUUUACCGACAGCAAAAAAGAACUCAUAAGAUCGAAGACCUUGGUGUUUAAUGCCUCGCGUAGCAGCAUGGUGCCCUUUAAGCCGGGAGAAAAGGACGCCGACGGCGAGAUCAUUUAUUCGGCAAAAAGCCGAAGAGAAUUGAUCAUUGAAAACAACAAGCUCAAGGACGAACUCAAAAAUCUAGAGGAAAGUGUACAGUUGGAAGAGAUUAAAGAACAAACCUCGUAUUCGGAUGAUCUUUUGAGCAAUUCUUCGGAACUUGAAUAAUAUGUACACUAUCAUAGCAUGACAACACAAAAAGUAUAAUUUUUGUUUUUAUAUAUGAAAACAUUCUUCUCUUCCAACUCUCGAGUCUGUUUGAUGAAAUUCAUUUGGGACGUUUCUCUUAUUCCCGUAUCAUAAGCACACGCAUACACACAUACUACAAAAGCAUCGGUACUUCUCGUUUGGUUUGGUUCGGAGCAGUCGUAAUGUCGUCGGGACACAACUCGAACAAGAAGCGCGAUGCAGGGCACAGGCAACAAUGGCGUGGAUUCAUUCCGGCAACACCCGGCACCGAAUCAACCCGUUCCCGCAGCACCUCGUCUGGUUUAUUUCUACUACCCUUCCUUCGGAGUUUCUUUGGCUUCAAAUGUACAGGAGCGAGACUUCCCUCUGGGUGUCGACAAGGGCCAGCCCCGUCAGGAAAACACAAGCCCACGCGGCAAAGUAGCCAUUCCCGGCAAACAAAAAGGGUCCGAUAAAGGUCGAAAGGCACGCGGCAAUGAUCCACAAAAGAAAGAACCCCAACAAAAAGCCCAGCCGUAUCUUGGGAUCGAGGCGGUAGUUCCCGCUGUUUAGCCUCGAGUACCCGGCCGUCAGCAAUCCGUAAAAGAGGGAAAAGACGGCAACCACCAGCGUGUAGGUAGAAAUUUUGUUAAAGGCGUGGUACCGCCAAAAGCCCGAGGGCACGCCCACCGACAGCUCGAUGAUCACAACGAUGGAGGCAAUGGUCAAGCCAUAGACGCAAGAGUCGGCGUUCUUGGCCUCCCUCUUGAAGAAUGCAAUCGAGAGCCCGCAAUUGCCGAGGGAAAAGAUCAGCAUGGCCCAGAGCGCAAAGUAUCCUGCGAGAGAGUGCGGCAAGGGCACGGAAAGCGGGUUAGGAGAAAGAAACAAAAACAGCACCAACAAAAGCGAAAACAGUGCGCCGCUUGCAUACCAUUGCCAAUGUGCCCAAAGACGUAGCGGCCGCCGACUCCGCCACCGACGACGGUGAAAAAUCCCCACGCCACAAUGGCCCAGACAACGAGCAUCCCGUCGAGGAGCCAGCGGACUUUUUCCAGAACGACCUCCGACCGGGGCCUGGCUUUGGGAUUCUCGUCCGAUGAUCCAUCGUGCUCGCCGCUUUCCUUGGCGGCCUCGACGUCGCCGCCGUCCCCCCCUCCGUUCUUGGCGCUAGCGUUGUAACGCAUCCA